CCGGAAAUAGCCGGUCGUCCUCCGUUUUCUCCAAACCCUAUGCUCACCACAGUCUCUAUCUAAAGAUUUUCUUGUGUGUGAAUUUGCGUUUUUGUGUGUCUGAAUUUGCGUGAAGUGAGCACCCCUUCACCCCUUCACGUAUCCCCGCUAACCUGCGCAUCUCUACAAUAUUUCCAGCCGCAGUAGUAGUAGUAGUAGUAGUAGUAGUAGAAGAUCAUUAUAACCUUCCAUUUCAUCGUCACCACAUCUCUGCCUCCUACUCGCAGUCAUUCUCUCUCUCUCUCUUAAAUUACCCCAAAUUAUUAAUCCUCUCUCUUCUAUUUGUUCAUGUGUCUUUUGAAGUGUUGAAAGUUGAUUAAGCUUUGUGGGUUUUUUCUGAGCUAUUUUUGGGUUUUGGCUAUGGCGGAAGGGUUUGAGCCGUACCAUGUCCCGCAACAAAGCAGGAGAGAUAAGCUUCGGCACGUGGCUCAAACCCACUUCGGUGCUGGUUGUGUUGAUUCAGGCUUAAUUCCUCUCUACGAUCCUUCACUACUCUCUUCAGAUUUGCUCACUUGCGCCCCUCCAGUUGGAGUACUGAAAGAGGGAGGAGUGAAUGGUAAUUUGAUGGGUUUUGUUUCUUCAACCUCACAACACCACCCUUUCUUGGAUCCACAAUCUUCACUCCCUAUAAACCCUUAUUUUUAUCAGAAUUUUCAAAACCUGAGAAGUAAUUAUGACCACCAGUCAUAUAAUGGGCAUGGUGAUACCACCAGUACCAGUACUGGUCAAGGAUUGUCUCUAUCUCUCUCUUCUCAUCAUACCCACCAUAGCAAUCUUCCUCUAGAGCUCAAUUAUAUGGUUCCAGCUGGUAUAAUUGGUGGUGCUGGCAGUGGUUCUGCUUCUAAUGAGGUUUCCAGAAGCUCGGUUCCUCUCGGACCGUUUACCGGUUAUUCUUCGAUUUUGAAGGGGUCGAAAUUCUUGAAGCCUGCGCAGCAAUUGAUGGAGGAGUUGUGUGAUGCUGGUCGAGCAAUUUAUGCCGAAAAGAUUGCCCCCGAUUCGGCUCUGAUGGAACCUUCGAUGGAUAGUAGUGGGGAUCUGCUUAGUUGUCUCGAUGGGAGCGAGAAUCGGCGAAAGAAGUCCAGGCUACUCUCAAUGCUAGACGAGGUUUACAGGAGGUACAAGCAAUACUAUCAACAGAUGCAGGCAGUGGUGGCAUCAUUUGAAUACGUGGCUGGCCUAAGCAAUGCAGCUCCUUAUGCUAACUUGGCUUUAAAAGCCAUGUCUAAACACUUCAGGUCCUUGAAAAAUGCCAUCACUGACCAGCUUCAGUUCAACAAUACGGCCCAAGGUCCAAUAAGCAAUGGUAAAGAUGAAGUCCCUCGGUUCGGGAACUCUGAAAGAGGCAUUUAUGGCCAGAGGCCCAUUCACAGCUCAGGCUCAUAUGAUCACCAACCUGUGUGGCGACCCCAAAGGGGGCUUCCUGAACGUGCUGUUUCUGUUUUAAGGGCAUGGUUAUUUGAACACUUCCUGCAUCCUUAUCCUACGGACACCGACAAGCUAAUGUUGGCCAAACAAACUGGUCUAUCAAGGAGCCAGGUUUCUAAUUGGUUCAUCAAUGCAAGAGUCAGGCUCUGGAAGCCAAUGGUUGAGGAAAUACACAUGCUAGAGAUGCGGCAAGCUCAAAAGGCUUUGCCAAGAGAGGAUCGAAAUGCCAACAGGUCAAGUGAUAAUAAUAUAGCUUCAUCGAACUCGCUUGUGUCCGAAAACCCAUCCACAUCCACCCAGAGAUUUCAUGAUAACCCUCCUUCGAAACACGGUAGAAAUGAUUUUGCGCCUCCACCUGUGGAGAGCGAGGAGGCACUGAACUUGUCUUACCAUAAUCUAUCAGGCCAUCAACAUAUGGGUGUUAGUGUAGGCAUGGCAGUUGGUAGUGGGGUGUCCCUAACACUUGGUCUCCACCAGAAUAACGGGAUCGGUUUAUCGGAUUCUUAUCCUAUAAAUGCAGCUCAACGAUUUGGUCUCGAGGGAAGUAAUGAGGGAUAUGUUAUGGGUAAUUUUGUACAAAAUUGACAGUUUGGAAGUGGCAUUGCUGUGGGGAAACUUCUGCAUGAUUUUGUUGGCUAGCCGAACCUGUCUCGAUACUCAGAAGCUGUUAGGGGAACCUGAAGGGUCGAAUGGUUUGCCCCAGACGAGUUGGUGUAAUAUGCUAAUGGGUGAAGAAGCAGCGUAUAUCAUAUACAUUAAAUAUAAUCAUGCAAGAAGAAUCAUGCAAGAUUGAUGUAAAAUUUCUGUAUAUCUACAAUUAUAUUGUUUAGAAAUGAUAUGAUCAUCAAGAGGCCAAUCGACUAAAGCGUGAACUGGCUGUAGAUUGUCCUCUCCCUUGAUAAUGAGACCCAAUUUUU
Molecule: messenger RNA, 2381 nt
Organism: Tripterygium wilfordii
Lineage: Eukaryota; Viridiplantae; Streptophyta; Magnoliopsida; Celastrales; Celastraceae
Product: BEL1-like homeodomain protein 9
Exons: 4
Coding region: 400-2049 (549 amino acids)
Biological process (GO): regulation of transcription by RNA polymerase II
Molecular function (GO): RNA polymerase II cis-regulatory region sequence-specific DNA binding; DNA-binding transcription factor activity, RNA polymerase II-specific
Source: RefSeq, a predicted model, not a curated record